This is a messenger RNA of Eucalyptus grandis, 3915 nucleotides long. Its product is annotated as LRR receptor-like serine/threonine-protein kinase RPK2. The transcript has a single exon. The record is from RefSeq and is a predicted model, not a curated record. The coding region runs from base 162 to 3545 and encodes 1127 amino acids. Gene Ontology annotation, cellular component: plasma membrane. Lineage: Eukaryota; Viridiplantae; Streptophyta; Magnoliopsida; Myrtales; Myrtaceae. Gene Ontology annotation, molecular function: protein kinase activity; protein binding; ATP binding. Gene Ontology annotation, biological process: protein phosphorylation.
GCCCACGCCAUGGCCCGAGCUAGGGUUUUCUUCCUCUUCCGUUCCCUCUGCCGUCGCUGACGAGAAGGAGUGGGGGGCCUGCCUUCUUCCCGAACCGCCGUCCCGGGCGCCCAAGGCUCGAGCUUUUCCGGUUCUUUGGACACCCUUUUGGGUGUUUGGAGAUGGGUUCUCCCGCUUUCCGAGCAUCGCCGUUCGUCGCCGCUGCACCCGCUUUGCUCCUCUUCCUGGCCUUCUCCUCCUUCGUCGUCGUCCUGGGGGAUUCCGACGAAUCGGUCCUCCUCCAGCUCAAGGGCUCGUUCGCCGACCCGUCGGGGCUGCUCUCCGGGUGGAGGAGCUCAGGCCCGGGCGCGUCUGGGCACUGCGGCUGGUUCGGCGUCGCCUGUGGCGUUGAUUCUAGGGUUUCGUCCCUCAACAUCACUGGGGACGGCGGCGCAGGUAAGGGGAGCUUGUUCCUUUGUGCUGAUUCUGCUCAGUUCCCGCUUUACGCGCGUGGAGUUAGGAGGAAUUGUUUGGGGAGUGGUGGGAAAUUGGGAGGGAGAUUGUCGCCCUUGAUUGCUAAGCUUACUGAGCUCAGGGUCUUGGCACUUCCUUUUAAUGGACUGGAUGGGGAAUUGCCUGCUGAAAUCUGGGGAAUGGAGAAGUUGGAGGUCCUUGAUUUGGAGGGGAACUCCUUGAGCGGAUCUUUGCCAGCUCAGUUUGUUGGGAUGAAGAAUCUGCGUGUGCUUAAUCUCGGGUAUAACCAGUUCUCAGGUGAACUGUCCGUGCCGGUAUCAAAUUUUGCCGAUUUGGACGUUUUGAAUUUAGCUGGAAAUUCUUUGAAUGGAAGCGUUCCUGGAUUUGUUAGUGGGGUGAGGGCUGUGUAUCUGUCGUUCAAUCGGUUCACUGGCUCUAUUCCUAGUGAGAUUGGGAACGAUUGUGGCAGACUGGAGCUUUUGGAUCUGUCAGGUAAUUUCUUGGGCGGUAAAAUUCCAAGCGGCAUUGGGAGUUGUGCAGAGUUGAGGUCGCUUUUAUUAUACUCCAACUUGUUGGAGGAGGUCAUUCCAGCUGAAAUUGGGCAGCUCAAGAAGCUCGAAGUGUUGGAUCUUUCGAGGAACGCCCUCAGCAGUUCAAUACCUGUUGAGCUGGGAAACUGCAGUAAUCUCUCUGUGCUUGUGCUUUCGAACUUGCUCGACCCGCUUCAAGACAAGAAUACUACAGAAGGGAGUGUCUUGUCAAGAUUUCGUUCAAUGAAUGAUGAGUAUAAUUACUUCCAUGGUGAAGUUCCUGAGGGAAUCACUAAACUGCCCAAGCUCAGCAUAUUGUGGGCCCCAAGGACAAACCUGGAGGGCAGGAUUCCCACCGACUGGGGCACUUGCGACAACUUGGAAAUGGUCAAUUUGGCUCAGAAUUACCUUACUGGAGGGGUACCACAACAAUUUGGUUACUGCAAGAAGUUGGUUUUCCUUGACCUGAGCUCAAACAAGUUGAAUGGGCAGCUUUCUGAAGAAAUCGAGGUUCCGUGUAUGACUGUGUUUGAUGUCAGCGGAAAUGCCCUGUCUGGUUCGAUACCCAGAUUCCAUAAUAGCAGCUGUCUUUCUAUUUCUCCCACCAAUGGAUAUGCUUCCAAUGCUAUUAACUGGUCAACUGGAUAUUUGUCAUUCAUUGCAUAUACGGCUCAAGGCGGUCUACCUUUACCAUCAGCUCCAGCAGAUAAUGGUUUUGUUAUAUAUCACAAUCUUGGGCGCAAUAACUUCACUGGAACAUUGAGCUCAAUGCCGAUUAUCCCUAGGAGGCUGAAUGCUCAAAUGAUUUAUGCCCUUUUUGCUGGAGAGAACAGUCUUUCUGGACCAUUUCCUGAAAAUAUAUUUGAGAACUGUCAAAACUUGGACAUAAUUGCCAUCAAUAUCAGUUACAACAAAGUCUCUGCUCCGAUUCCGUCUGGCAUGGGUAAAUCGUGCCGAUCGCGCAUUCUUUUGGAUGCAUCUCGGAAUCAAAUUCCUGGUUCUAUUCCCCCAAGUCUUGGAGAGCUGCUUUCUUUUGUCGGGUUAAAUCUCAGCUGGAAUUCAUUGCAAGGUCAGAUCCCACCCAGUCUAGGUCAAGUGAAGGGUUUGAAAUAUCUUUCUUUGGCUCAUAAUAAUCUUACUGGCUCCAUACCACCCAGCUUGGGGCAGCUUCAGUCCUUAGAAGUGCUGGAUCUUUCAUCCAACUCCCUCUCUGGUGAUAUACCCAAUGACAUUGUGAAAUUAAAGAAUCUGACUGCUCUUCUGCUCAAUGACAAUAAGCUCUCUGGGCAACUCCCAUUGGGUUUGAUGAAUGCAACAGCACUCACUUCAUUCAAUGUGUCAUUCAACGACUUGUUUGGGCCUCUUCGCUUGAAUGAUAAGUUGAUGAAGUGCAGUAAUGUUAUUGGAAACAAUUUUAGCGAGCCUUGCCCGUUGCCAACAGAUUUGCACAGGGCAGAUAGUAUGGCAAGUUAUGCAGCUCCAUCCUCAGGAGGUCAACCACCAAGUUCUGGAAAUGGUUUUACUGUGGUAGAAAUAGCAUCUAUAUCUUCUGCUUCGGCGAUUGUUUCCGUGCUGCUGGUCUUGAUUGGUGUAUGUGUUUACACAAGGAAGUGGAAACAUAGAAGUCCGAAUUGCGGUCCUAUCAAGAGGGAACUGUCAGUUUUCAUAGAUAUUGGGAUUCCAUUAACAUAUGAGAAUGUCGUGCAAGCCACAGGGAAUUUCAACGCAAGCAAUUGCAUCGGUAGUGGUGGUUUUGGAGCUACAUACAAGGCUGAGAUUUCACCAGGGGUAUUGUUGGCGAUAAAGAGGCUGGCGGUGGGCCGUUUUCAGGGGGUCCAACAAUUUCAUGCGGAGAUUAAAACCCUGGCACGACAUCACCAUCGGAAUCUGGUUACUUUGAUUGGUUAUCAUGCCAGCGAGACUGAGAUGUUCCUUAUUUACAAGUAUUUGCCAGGCGGUAAUCUGGAGAAAUUCAUUAAAGAAAGGUCCACAAGGUCUGUGGAUUGGAGGGUACUUCACAAGAUUGCUUUCGACGUAGCUCGUGCACUGGCCUACCUGCACAACCAAUGUGUACCCCGAAUCCUCCACCGCGACGUCAAGCCUAGCAACAUCUUGCUAGAUGAUGAUUACAAUGCGUACUUGUCUGAUUUUGGGUUGGCUCGGCUACUAGGAACUUCAGAAACCCAUGCCACUACCGGUGUGGCAGGGACCUUUGGUUAUGUGGCCCCCGAGUAUGCGAUGACAUGCCGUGUCUCUGAUAAGGCCGAUGUGUACAGUUACGGUGUAGUACUUCUUGAGUUGCUCUCGGACAAGAAGGCUUUAGACCCCUCUUUCUCUUCAUAUGGGAAUGGCUUCAACAUUGUCCAAUGGGCAUGCAUGCUUCUGCGACAGGGUCGUGCCAAGGAGUUCUUCACUGCAGGCUUGUGGGACGUGGCCCCCCACGACGAUCUGGUGGAGGUUCUACACUUGGCCGUAGUUUGCACUGUUGAUACUCUUUCUAAUAGGCCCACGAUGAAGCAAGUCGCACAUCGGCUGAAACAGCUUCAGCCCCCUUCUUGUUAGUGCUCCCUCAUGAAGUUUUUCUGGGAAAUAGCAGUUUAUAGGAAGUGAGCCAAAGGGCCCGGUGUAAUUUAUCUGUAAUUGUCGGUUUUCCACUCGGUCUGUCAGAUGCCCCUUAGGUUGAGAAUUUUUAUACUAUAGAUGUUGUACCAUAGAUGUGAUGGCCCCCUUACUCCACAGUAAUUCAUCGGUGUCGGGGCAUUUUAUGAUGAAGCUGCAGAAGAGUGCAGAUAUUCUUUUCCGCAUCUUACACGAGUACUUUUAGGUUUUGUUUUUCUAGGUUCGUCGGCUGUAAUAAAACUGUAGAAAUUAGACUCCUGUCCCUUUGUAUAAAAUGAUCAUUCUUUAUAAUGGCUGCUUCAAUUUUGCAUCA